AGUGGUGCUUCCGGGCAGCGCUUCCGGUUGCGCCUGCUCUAUAGGUGCCUCUGCCAACCUCCCCGCAACCGGUGUCUCGGCUCUGUCCUGCGCCUCUGUCCCUCCGUCCCUCGCCAUGUACGCCUGUGCAAAGUUCGUCUCCGCUCCUGUACUAGUGAGGAGGAGCUCGCGAGUGCUAUGCCAGCCACUUGCUUCCUCAGUGCUGAGCAGCCCUGAGGCCCGGACGGAGCAGGCGCAGCUGAGCGCCCAUCGGCCCAUCCAGACGAGCGCAGCCCACCGGGAUAUCGACACCGCAGCCAAGUUCAUUGGCGCAGGCGCUGCCACUGUGGGGGUGGCCGGCUCCGGCGCCGGCAUCGGCACUGUCUUCGGCAGCCUCAUCAUCGGCUAUGCCAGGAACCCGUCUCUUAAGCAGCAGCUCUUCUCCUAUGCCAUCUUGGGCUUUGCCCUCUCCGAGGCCAUGGGGCUCUUCUGCCUCAUGGUGGCCUUCCUCAUCCUCUUCGCCAUGUGAAUGAGCCGGUGACGGAGACGGAGACAGCCCCCAACUGCGCCCGGUGUCCACCCCCCCUUAAACCGUGAAUGCCAGCAGCAGGGCAGGGGAAUAAAGACGGUUUGAU
Messenger RNA from Cuculus canorus (common cuckoo), 614 nucleotides. It is a transcript of the gene ATP5MC2, whose product is annotated as ATP synthase membrane subunit c locus 2. Lineage: Eukaryota; Metazoa; Chordata; Aves; Cuculiformes; Cuculidae. Gene Ontology annotation, molecular function: proton transmembrane transporter activity. The record is from RefSeq and is a predicted model, not a curated record. Gene Ontology annotation, biological process: proton motive force-driven ATP synthesis; proton transmembrane transport. Bases 116 to 508 code for a protein of 130 amino acids. The transcript has 5 exons.